UCGGAGUUUCUUCUCUUCAGCUCUCCUGUCUUGUAGGCUCUUACUCACCGACUCAUUAGCAUCAGGGAGGAGGCAGCAGCCAUUGUGGUGUUAGUGUUGGUGGAGUUUUUGAAGAUCAGUGGUCGUAGGUGGUAGUAGGAAUUAGUUUGAACAUGAGUUCAAUCAGCAGGAGCCGAAGCAGGAGCAGGAGUCGGAGCCCAAUGGAUCGUAAGAUCCGCUCGGAUCGCUUUUCCUAUCGUGAUGCACCUUACAGGAGAGGGUCACGUCGGGGUUACAGCCAAAACAAUCUAUGCAAGAAUUGCAAACGACCGGGUCAUUAUGCUAGAGAGUGUCCUAAUGUGGCAAUUUGUCACAAUUGUGGCCUUCCAGGCCACAUUGCUUUAGAAUGCACCACAAAGGCAUUAUGUUGGAACUGUCGAGAACCAGGCCAUAUGGCUAGCAAUUGUCCAAAUGAGGGCAUCUGCCAUACCUGUGGCAAGGGUGGACAUCGUGCUAGAGAUUGCACAGCUCCCCCACUGCCACCUGGGGACUUGAGGUUGUGCAACAACUGCUAUAAGCAAGGUCAUUUUGCUGCUGAUUGUACAAAUGACAAGGCAUGCAAUAACUGUAGGAAGACUGGUCACCUGGCACGUGAUUGUCCAAAUGAUCCUAUCUGCAACUUGUGCAAUGUUUCUGGGCAUGUGGCUAGACAGUGCCCAAAAAGCAACGUCUUAGGAGAGCGGGGUGGGGGCGGUGGCGGUGGCGGUGGCGGUGCUGGUGUUGGUGUUGGUGUUCGUGGCAGUGGUUACCGAGAUAUUGUGUGUAGGAACUGCCAGCAGCUGGGACAUAUGAGCAGGGAUUGCAUGGGGCCGUUGAUGAUCUGUCAUAACUGUGGAGGACGAGGACACUUGGCAUAUGAAUGCCCUUCUGGAAGAUUUAUGGACCGCUAUUCACGUAGGUACUGAUGUGGUGACAGAAUAUGUUGUUAGCAAUUUAUACUGGUUAUGCUUUUCUUAAUUGGAUACUGCUUUUAGGUGAGAUUUAUUGAAGGUUGAGACUGAGUAGAGAGUUGAGCAGUUGAUUUUCAAUUUCAUGUGGUAGGAGUGGUUUUGUUGAUAUGGAUAAUUUGUUUUCAAUUAAGACUUAAAUAUAAGUAUUACUUUGUUUCUGAA
This is a messenger RNA of Pistacia vera, 1151 nucleotides long. RefSeq names its product cellular nucleic acid-binding protein-like. Gene Ontology annotation, molecular function: nucleic acid binding; zinc ion binding. Lineage: Eukaryota; Viridiplantae; Streptophyta; Magnoliopsida; Sapindales; Anacardiaceae. The transcript is spliced from 4 exons. The coding region runs from base 153 to 944 and encodes 263 amino acids. The record is from RefSeq and is a predicted model, not a curated record.